AUGAGCGCGUUCCGGAGUGAAAAUGAUAAGAAUAAUCUGCGCGAGCAUGCUUUGGCACUGGUACAUAUUCCGUUAUUCCUUUUCUCCUUUUCCCUUGGGAACGACAAAGUCCGAAUCGCGCCCGCGGAAACUACCGGUGAAAACGAUUUCAAAUACGAACAGUGGCCGAACGUGUGUGCAGUUGUGGUUGACAAGGGUAGCGGGCGCGGUUACGCGCAGAUAACUGGCGGUGGCGAAGAGGUGCAUGCUAUUUACACUGGCCGCGGAGAGACCGGCUAUGUCUUAGCAAACAUAUCCCAG
Messenger RNA from Penicillium canescens, 300 nucleotides. RefSeq lists its product as uncharacterized. The annotation marks the transcript as partial. The transcript has 2 exons. Lineage: Eukaryota; Fungi; Ascomycota; Eurotiomycetes; Eurotiales; Aspergillaceae. The record is from RefSeq and is a predicted model, not a curated record.